This is a messenger RNA of Chroicocephalus ridibundus (black-headed gull), 773 nucleotides long. RefSeq names its product immunoglobulin gamma-1 heavy chain-like. Gene Ontology annotation, cellular component: blood microparticle. The transcript has a single exon. Gene Ontology annotation, molecular function: antigen binding. Bases 4 to 768 code for a protein of 254 amino acids. NCBI's taxonomy places the organism in Eukaryota, Metazoa, Chordata, Aves, Charadriiformes, Laridae. Gene Ontology annotation, biological process: immunoglobulin mediated immune response. The record is from RefSeq and is a predicted model, not a curated record.
CUGAUGGCGGCCGUGCAGCUGGUGGCGUCCGGAGGGGGACAACAGACACCCGGGGGGUCCCUCACCCUCCGCUGCAAGGGCUCCGGCUUCGACUUCAGCAGCUUCGGCAUGCAAUGGGUGCGACAGGCCCCCGGGAAGGGGCUGGAGUUCGUUGCACGUAUUGCCAGCGAUGGUAGUAGCACCUACUACGCGCCGUCGGUCAAGGGGCGCUUCACCAUCUCCAGGGACAACUCCCAGAGCACGCUCACGCUGCAGAUGAACAGCCUCCGGGACGACGACACGGCCACCUACUACUGCGCGAAAGCUGCUGCUGGUGGCGGCUCUGAGCCGGCGUCUGCUCAGGAAACGCGCCGGCGAGCCGCGUCCCCGCGGGGGACAGGAGGCAGCGAUGCCUGGCAGCCCCCGGCCCUCUGGGACGGCUCCAGCCGCUGCCUCUGCCUGCCCCGAGCCCGCGCCCCGGCACCGACCCCAACAUCCCUGCCGUGGGUCCCAGCAGCUUCCCCAAACCCCGCACCCGGCCCUCAGCCCCACACCCAACACCCAACCUUGCCCCAAGCCUCAACGCUUUGGCCCCAACCUUCACUGCUUUUGCCUCAAAUCCCAACCCUCUGCCCCAAAUCCCAACCAUUUGCCCCAGAACAUGAACGGUUACCCCAAGUCUUGACCGCUUUGGCCCCAAAUCUCAACCGUUGGCAUCAAACUCUGACCGUUUUUGCCCCAGACUUCCAUGGUUUGCCACAGCUCUUGACCUUUUGCCCCAAACCUUGACCAUU